AUGGGCUGCACCAUGAGCCAGGAGGAGCGCGCCGCGCUGGAGCGCUCCAAAAUGAUCGAAAAGAACCUGAAGGAGGACGGGAUUCAGGCCGCCAAAGACAUCAAACUCCUGUUGCUCGGUGCCGGCGAGUCCGGAAAGUCCACCAUCGUCAAACAAAUGAAGUAGGUAUUGGUGUUGUAAUCGCGAGUAAGGUAAAGAAAACGUAUUUUACAAUAUAAAAACGGGGUUUUGAAGGCAUUUUGCAAUAAAAGUUUUGGAAGUGUAAAAGCUUAUUUUCUUAUGAAAAAAGCUUUAAAAAAUGAAGUUUUGAAACUUUUUUUACUUUUUUAAACAAUGUUUGGCAAAAUUUUGAGUUUUCUACGGACUUUUUGACCCUUAAUCGUAAUUUUUUACAACUUUGAAACCUGGUAUUGAUUUAUCUGGCAAGGUGUUUCAUGAAAUUUUUGCUUUUCGACAAGCUUUUUGACCUUAAUAUACAUUUUUUUACAAACUUUUGGAUCAAAUUUUUGAUUUUUUUCCAAAUUUUCACUAAAUUUUGGUUUUUCUAUAAUUAUUUUGACCAAAAUUUGCGAUAUUCCUCAUCUAAACUAACCCAACUUUAGGAUUAUCCACGAAUCGGGUUUCACGGCCGAAGAUUACAAACAGUACAAGCCGGUGGUGUACAGUAAUACGGUGCAAUCGCUGGUCGCCAUCCUCCGCGCCAUGGGCAACCUGUCAGUGCCGUUCGGUCAGCCAGAGCGAGAAGCCGACGCCAAACUGGUGAUGGACGUGGUGGCGCGGAUGGAGGACACGGAACCCUUCAGCGACGAGCUGCUGGUCGCCAUGAAACGGUUGUGGGCCGACUCCGGCGUGCAGGACUGCUUCAAUCGCGCCAACGAGUAUCAACUAAACGACUCGGCCAAAUACUUCCUCGACGACCUCGACCGUCUAGGCCAGCCCAACUAUCAGCCCACCGAACAGGACAUUCUCAGGUAUGGUGAUGUGACUUUGAUAGGAGUUAUGAUUGAUAAUAUAAGGAAUGGGUAGGGCGGAGGUAAACAAAUAAAAAGUUUUGGGAGGGGGGUCGGGAUAGGGAUAGAGUAGGGGUAAGGAUGGGAGUAAACGUAGCGGGGAGGAGGGGUUGAGGGGUUUAAAGACAAGGGAUGGGUAGCGUAAGAUGAGAGUUCAGGCUAGACAUCAGGAACAAGCCGGGCUUUGAUUUUCAGGCCUGACUCGAUCUAAAUUUGGCCUCAAGGCUGGCUCGGCUUGAUCUUCUUUAUUCCGGGCCGGCCCGUUCUUCAUCUCUAGUUCAGGCUGAGGAGAGAGGUAGGGUAGGGAUAAAAGUAGAGAACAAGGUAAGGGUGGGCGUAGAGGUAGAGAAAGGGGUAACGAUAGGAGAAAAAGCUAUAAUAAUGAACUACAGGCAAGGGUGGACUAGGUGAGAGCGCAGGGUGAUGUCAGGGGUAGAAAUAGAGAUGAAAGUAAAGGUAGGGGUGGAUCUAAAGACAGGGCGAGUUAAGUGAGAGUUUAGAGUGAGUAUGGAGCUAGGGAUAGAAGAAGAGAGAGGAAGGGGUAGGGGUAGAGAUAGACAUAAAGAUAAGGGUGGAUUUAAAGACAAGGUAGGGUUAGGGAAGAGGUACAGGUAAGGGUAUACGUAGGGAUAAAAAUAGAGGUAAGGGUAAACUAGAAAGGGCGCAGCUAGGAAAAAAAUAUAAAAACUAUUUUCAUUUUUAAAAAAAAUUUAAUGUAGGGCGCAACUAGGGAAUCAUUUUUUAAAGUUUAUUUUUUUAGUUAAAAAUUUGAAAAGAUAAAGCUUGAGAAGAAACAGUCAUACCUUGGAGCAAAAUACGGUAACACAACCAUCCAAGGUCUAUUUUUAUGUUUAAAGUUAGUAAAAAGUGAUUGAUGUAAGCCUAAUGCCAUUGACAUUUUAAUUUUACUAAAAUUUUUAAAAACCUUUUUAUAAUAAAGCUCAAUACUUGCAGGACACGUGUCAAAACGACCGGUAUAGUCGAAGUUCAUUUCACGUUCAAAAACCUCAACUUCAAGCUGUUCGACGUGGGAGGGCAGAGGUCAGAGCGAAAGAAGUGGAUCCACUGCUUCGAGGACGUGACGGCCAUCAUCUUUUGUGUGGCGAUGAGCGAGUACGAUCAGGUGCUGCACGAGGACGAAACCACGAAUCGUAUGCACGAAUCCCUGAAACUGUUCGACUCGAUCUGCAACAACAAAUGGUUCACCGAGACCUCGAUCAUCCUCUUCCUCAACAAGAAGGACCUGUUCGAGGAGAAAAUCAAAAAAUCACCGCUAACUGUCUGCUUCCCCGAAUACAAUGGUGAGGCUUUCGGGAGGGGGGUUUUGGGAGGUGGGGUGGAUAUAUAAAUCAGUAAGGGCAUGGGAGUGAGUUUUUGAGGGAUUUUGGUUUGAGACGGGGUAUGGUGAAUAUAAUGAUGAGUAAGGGGAUGGGAGAGGUUUUACAAAUUAAGAUGCCUAUUUGGAUCAGUAAGGGGAUGGGGUAGGUUUUUGGGGGAUUUUGGUGUGGGGUGUGGUUAGGUGAAUAUAUCGAGGAGUAAGGGUAUGAAAGGUUUUUAGAGAUGUUGCUUUGGGCCGGGGUAAGGUGUAUAAAAUGGUGAGUAAGUUGAUGGGAGGAGCUUUUUUGAGGGUAGUAUGGAUUUUCGUGGCGAAAGGUAGAUGGUGUUUUGGAUGGUGAUGAUUUUUAGAUCAGUUUUUAGGUUUUACGAUAGAUUUAGCAUCGGGAGUGUUUUUUGGUAUGAGGAUCGGGGAUUGAGUUUUAUCAGUUAAAAUUGAUUUUUGGGAGAGAGAGUGAGUUAACAUUGGUUUUUUAAAUUUUUUAGGGGUUUUAUCACUAUUUUUUUCAUUUAAGGAUCAUAAAACAGUAUGCCAAGACAUGUCUUGGCGUUUGAAAGUUUUCGUUGUGGGACUUUAUUUAAUAUAAAAAAUUUAUUUAUGACUAAAAUUUUUUAUUAGUUGUGGUAUGUUAAGCCUUAGCUUUAACUUUUUUGUAAACUUGAAUUUGGAUUCAGGAAAAUUGUACACUUAUACUUAAAAAACAUCAAGGUUGAUAUAAAAAUUGUAACACAUUUGAAUUGAUGUAUAUCUUAUGAUUUUCAGGCCGACAAGACUAUCACGAGGCUUCAGCUUACAUUCAAGCUCAGUUCGAGGCCAAAAACAAGUCGGCCAAGAAGGAAAUCUACUGCCAUAUGACCUGUGCCACCGACACGACCAACAUUCAGUUCGUGUUCGACGCCGUGACGGACGUGAUCAUAGCCAACAACCUGCGUGGCUGCGGCUUGUAUUAG
Bursaphelenchus okinawaensis is the source of this 3296-nucleotide messenger RNA. The record is from the annotation of a GenBank genome assembly. NCBI's taxonomy places the organism in Eukaryota, Metazoa, Nematoda, Chromadorea, Rhabditida, Aphelenchoididae.